Varanus komodoensis (Komodo dragon) is the source of this 6224-nucleotide messenger RNA. RefSeq names its product family with sequence similarity 135 member A (gene FAM135A). The transcript has 22 exons. The coding region runs from base 515 to 5065 and encodes 1516 amino acids. NCBI's taxonomy places the organism in Eukaryota, Metazoa, Chordata, Lepidosauria, Squamata, Varanidae. The record is from RefSeq and is a predicted model, not a curated record.
CUUGGAGACCAAGCGCCAGAGCCGCCCCAGGAUGCCGCAGUAGCGCCUGCUGCUUGCCCAGGCUGCAAUAACUUGGGCGCUCCCUCGCAGCCCUGCCUGCGUCCGCCUCCUUCAGCGCCUGCCCCACUUGCAAGUAGGAAGCGGCGGCGGCUUGCGGAGGUGUUGUUGUGACCGGCGGGAGGCGGCUGCCCCUAGUCGCUUUCCUCGCUGAGAACGGGAGGAGGGCGCGCGCAGUCAAAACACGGGCCGCUGCCGUCGGAUGCCUGCGUUACGCCACGCCGGUGCUGCUGUUGAGGCCUGGGCUCCUCUGGAAGCGGUGACAGGGAAAGUAGACGCGCCGGAGUCGAGUGCUCGAUCAGGAGGAGGAGGUGAGGGGAUCGGCAGAGCAAGCAGUAUGGUUUUGACUGCAGAAAUGGGGAACUGGAAGACUGCUUAUUACCUGCAUUAAAAUGGAUUAAUACUAGAGUAAAUAAGGUGCUGACAGCAGUUCUUUGGCUUCUGCAUCUACAUAAAAAUGAGUGAAGUACAGGCGAUGGUAGAAUUCUCCGUGGAGCUCCACAAAUUUUAUAACGUGGAUUUGUUUCAAAGAGGCUUUUACCAGAUCCGUGUAUCUAUGAAAAUUCCUCCAAGAAUUCCUCAUAAAAUUGAAGCAAGUUUAUUACGUGCAACCAGUGCUGAUCUUGCCUUCCCAGCAUCAGUGCAUGAUAAUGUAAUCUGCAGCAAGACUUUUCAAAUUCUCUACAAAAAUGAGGAGGUUUCUGUGAAUGAUGCCAUGAUCUUCAAAAUUAAAAUGCUGUUGGAUGAAAGGAAGAUUGAAGAAUCCCUUAAUGAAAUGAAUUUCCUGCUCUCCUUAGAUCUCCAUUUCACAGAUACAGAUUAUUCGCCAGAGGACCUGAGCACAUUGCAGCUAAUUAGCAGCCGAACACUAAAGUUGCACUUUACCUUACACCGAGGCCUUCAUCACUAUGUCAAUGUUAUGUUUGAUUAUUUUCACCUCUCUGUCAUCUCUGUUAUAGUCCAUGCAUCUUUAGUUGCCCUUCACCAGCCAUUGAUAAGCUUUCCUCGUCCAGUCAAGAAUACCUGGCUUAAUAGAAAUGCACCACCACAGAGCAAGGACUCGGUGAUUCCUUCUCUGGAAUGUGUUGUCUUUGGAAGCAGUUACAGCAAACAAUUAUCAGCUGAUGGCUCCAGUUUUAUAAUAGCAGAGCCCUUCUUGAAUCAUGCUUACAAUCUCCACUACACACUUUGUGCCAGUUUGCUGCUUGCGUUCAAAGGAUUACACAGCUAUUUCACUACUCUAUCAAAAGAGCUGCCUUCUUGUCAGAAAUUAGAUGCAGCCAAGUCCAGCAUGCAGGUCCUUUAUGAGCGCCUACUCAGAAGAAAAUAUCUACGAAUCCAGGGAGACGCCUAUCUAGAGAACAUAGAUGUAGAUGUAGAAGCACGCCUGUCAGAACUUUGUGAAGAAAUAAAGAAAAUGGAGAAUCCUGAUGAACUGGCAGAACUCAUAAACAUGAAUCUUGCACAGCUUUGUUCACUUCUGAUGGCUUUAUGGGGGCAAUUUCUGGAGGCUGUUAACUUUCAAGAAGACGUCACUGCGUUGCUAGCACAAGAACAUCAUACAAUGCGUGUCCGUAGAUUUUCUGAAGCAUUUUUUUGUCUUGAACAUCCAAGAGAAGCAGUCCUUGCAUAUCAAGAACUACAUGCCCAGAGUUACCUUCAGAUGUGUACAGCAAUAAAAAGCACCUCCUUCUGUAGUUCUCUUCCACCUCUCCCAAUUGAAUGCAGUGAAUUAGAUGGAGAUCUGAACUCCUUACCAAUCAUCUUUGAAGAUCGGUAUCUAGAUUCUGUCACUGAAGAGAUGGAUGUACCCUGGUUGACAGCUCAUCAGAAGUCUGAUUCCAAAAAAACAGAUAAACUAGAUACUGAAGAAAAUUUUAUGGCUGGCUUUUCUAGCCCAGAGUUGAAAAGUAAACCUUUAGUUUCCUCCCAUACUUGGCAAUCAGAAAGUGAAAAGCAGUUUACAAAAUCUGCAAAGGGGAGAUGUGAAGAUGCAAAUAAAUCCAAAGUUAAAGUUACCAAAUUGAUGAAAACAAUGAAACCUGAACAUCCCAAAAAAAUUGUAAAACAAAAUUCUAAGGACUCUGUCAUCUUAGUAGGCUACAAAUGCUUGAAAACUGCAGCUCCAGAGGACAUUUCUAAGUGCUUUGAAGGCAUGCCUUCAUAUAACCAGAAAGAAGGGCUGGAUUCUACAGUUGGUGGGCAUACUUUCAUACGACAACUUAGUCAAAAAGAAUUUAGAAGUUUACCAUCUAGAACUGAGCAAAAAACUACCAAACUGGAAGGGGGUGAGGAAAGACAAUGUAGCCCUGUCAUCUCACAGUGUGCCAAUUCAGUCAUUUUUGGUAAAUCUGAUACCGCGCAAGCAGACAUGGGGGGUUCUCAAUGGGAUAGCUGUUUGACACCCAGAAGUACUGUUGAAGAAUGUACUGGUCCAUCAGGAGUUACAAAAAUAGAAGUAAAACCAUAUAGUAAGAAUGUUUACGGGGGAGAGAAAGUAUUUGUUCGCAUUGGAUCACGGACAGACUUCUUACAAUGGGGAACAUGCGGAGAGAACUUAAAGGAAGUCACUGUUGAAAGAUCAGAAUCUGAAAAGAGACCUAAAACAGAAAAAGAGGAACUACUGCUUCAAAAGGAAGUUGGGCAAGAAGCAGAUAUCCGACAUGCUGAGGAUUCAUCUGCAAAGGUCACAGCUGAUCAGUCCGCUCUUUCAUCAAAAGAAGCUCCUCCUGUCGUAAGUGGAGAUGUUCUUAAGCUACCUGAUGUUAGCCUGACCUAUGCAUCUUCCCGGUUUUCAGAUUCUGGUGUAGAAAGUGAACCAAGUUCUUUUGCAAUGCACCCAAGUGCAGAUGUGGGUUCUGAAACACCCCAAAAUACAUGCAACAGUGAAAGAAUCCUUCCUCAGAUUUUCUUAAAACCUGAUUGUAUUAUUAAAAAUCCAGUAGAAAGUCACUAUACUGAGAGUACAAGUGCUGUUAGUGAAAUACAGUCCUCUCUGACAUCGAUAAAUUCUCUCCCUUCUGACGAUGAUCUCUCCCCUGAUGAAAACUCAAAGAUAUCUCUUGUGCCUGAAUGCCAGUUGAGUGACAGCAAAACUAUAUUAGACCUGGGAGCAAUUGACUUGACAAAAUGUGAUGAUAGCGAAGAAACGGAGGUUCUGCCAUACCAAUGUGUAGCAUUUUCAGAACAGUCAGAAAAUGAAACUGCAUUUCUGCCUUCUUUGCCCUCAUCUAUACCAGGUCCUUUGCAUUCAGAUGAAGAUACAUCCACAGAUAUGAAUCCCUACAAUCCACAACUAAAUACUGAUGCAGUUUGUAAAGAUAUUGAGCUACUGGAGAGAGACUUGCAUACAAUAGAAAAAGCAACUGAAAUUCCUUCAGGAGUUGUUUAUUUAGGGGAGUCAUGCAUUGUUUCAGGUUCGAUAUCUACUUAUGCUGAAGGUGCUGUGAAGAAACCAAGUGAAGGACAUUUUAAUGAAUCUUUAGAGCAAAAACCAAUGACGGAUAAAUUGUCAACUACAAAAAAUGAAAACCUCACAAGUGUGACUAUCCUGUCAUCAGAAGGAAGUACUGAUAUGUUGAAACAAGGACUUGUAGAAAACUAUUUUGGCUAUCAAAGCUGUACAGAUAUUUCCAAUAUAUAUUCUGACAAUAGCAGUACUGUAAGUCCCCAGAGGGGAACAGUUUGUUCUGUUUCACUGGAGGAGGAGGAGGAGGAGGAGGAGGAGGAGCAAGAUCAAGACAUGGUUGAAAAUGGUUACUUUGAGGAAGCAGAUGAUAGUAAUUUAUAUGGUGCCACAAAUGAUUCAGAUGAGAGCUUGCCAUUAGUAAAUCAGGCAGCUAUAAGAACGGAAAGGAUUACUAGUGAAUUUUUUGGAAAUGAGAUAGAUAGGACUCCACUGUGUAGUACAGAUAGUUUGGUUUUCUCCUCUGCAUUAAAAGGCUAUCCAUAUGGUGGGUUAUGGUCUUCAAAGGACAAAUCUAAUACAGUUCUCAAGCAGCCUUGCAGUACAUCCUACAAUACAGCUUCAUCUCUCCCCUGGUAUGAAUACUCCCCCAAACCUCAAAUGCUGAUGUUUCUUCAGGCUAAAGAGGAACUGAAGCAACUUCAGCUCCCUGGAUUUAUGUAUAGUGAUGUUCACAGACUGGCAUCUUCAGUACCCUAUUUCAGCACAGAAGAGGAGGAAAGUACAGAAGAGGGAGUGCAUCUCAUAGUCUGUGUGCAUGGCCUAGAUGGUAACAGCGCAGACUUAAGAUUAGUGAAGACUUACAUUGAACUGGGCCUUCCUGGAAGUCGUAUAGAUUUUUUAAUGUCUGAGAGAAAUCAGAAUGAUACAUUUGCUGAUUUUGAUUCUAUGACAGAUCGACUUUUGGAUGAAAUAAUACAAUAUAUUCAAAUUUACAAUCUAACAAUUUCAAAAAUCAGUUUUAUUGGACAUUCAUUAGGUAACUUAAUAAUCCGUUCAGUACUUACAAGACCUAGGUUUAAAUAUUACCUCAGCAAGCUAUACACCUUUCUUUCUCUGUCUGGACCACAUCUUGGGACACUCUACAACAGCAGUGCUCUUGUUAAUACAGGUCUCUGGUUUAUGCAGAAGUGGAAAAAGUCAGGGUCUCUGUUGCAAUUGACCUGUCGAGAUCAUUCAGACCCCCGGCAAACAUUUUUGUACAAACUUAGUAGAAAGGCAGGUCUUCAGUAUUUCAAAAACAUAGUAUUAGUAGGAUCUCUGCAAGAUCGUUAUGUCCCUUAUCAUUCUGCCCGCAUUGAGAUGUGUAAAACUGCUUUGAAGGAUAAGCAGACAGGUCCAAUAUAUGCUGAAAUGAUCCAGAAUCUUCUUCUACCUGUUCUUCAAAAUAAGGAAUGCAGUUUGUUUCGUUAUAAUGUGCAUUGUGCAUUGCCGAACACAGCUGAUUCUCUCAUUGGAAGAGCUGCACACAUUGCUGUUCUGGAUUCAGACAUAUUUUUAGAAAAGUUCUUUCUAGUUGCUGGCUUAAAAUAUUUCCAAUAGGAAUAAAAACAUUGUAACAAACCUGGUUAUUACCUCAUUAACAGAUGAAUCAAAUAAUAAACUAUAGCUGCAGCUGUAUUUUAAGAGAUAUUUAUACUUUUUUAUAUGGAAGAUAAUUUAUAUCGUCCAUGUGAAGAGCUUUUUAACAUCAACUUUACUUUCUAGGUAAUGUGGCUGUGCAAUAUUUUUUAUGUUCAUUUUUACUUUUUCUAUUUUUCUUAUUUUGGGUACCUAAUUAUUUCAGAACUGAGAUUUAAGCACAGUUAUGUACAGUUGGUGGGUUAGACUACAAAAGGUCAAUGUUAUGUGAUUAUCUUUGUAUGCGUCUUUGGAUGCCAAAACAAAUCUGAAUUUUAAUAAGUUUAAGAGGGUAUUAAAUUUGAUAGUUCUGUUUAGUAUGGUAAAAAGUUAAACUGGAAAACUGCUGGCUGCUAAAGAACUAUGAUAACUGUAGAUCUGUUCAAGACUGCUCUUCAGUCACCUAUUUGUUAUAUCACUACAUUGUUUUCCAGAGGAUCAUUACUUAACAUGCUAUGCCUGUGGAAACUACAUUUUUCUACUGAUCUCAGUAGCAUGUUGGUUUACAUUUUCAUCUUUAUUACUGGAACUUCAGUUUUCAUAAGCGAGCGGCAAAUAAGGAUUUUUGAAUGUUGAAAUGUGAACUGCCUUCACAUGGAGUUUUGCAAAGUUUAAUAACAUUGCUAUGUCGGUUCAGUUCUUCAGUGAACCUUUUACAUGGGACUUCUUGUAUGUACAUUUUUUAAAAAAGUAAAGGUUAUAAAUUUCUGCAAUACUUUUAUGAAUAUAGAUUUUUAAAUAUUAAGUUUUAUUGAAAACAAAUCAUUGUAAAUAGAAAUCAGUUGCAUCUUGAAAUGGAACAAAAUGGUAAACCUUAGUGAUACUGAUGUUUUUAAUAUACAGGAAUGUUAAAGCUCUGUUGAAUUCUUAUUGGUGCUGAACAGCAUUAAGUUCAAAUAUUCUUCCCUUUUUACCUGUUUCAAACAGUAAUGCACUUAAAGGUGAAGAGGUCUUGUGCAUUCACUAAUUGUAAUGAACAGAUUUCCUGAAGAUACAAAUUUGUUGUAUAUCUAGUGCAUGUUUAUUUUUAGUAUUGUCUUAUUGCAUCUAGUGUUAAUAAAUUGAACAAACUUCUAAGAGA